UACUGUCUGUUAAUCUUUGACUUCAGUUGUUCCUUCCAAAGUUCAGAGCUGCUCUGUGAUCACAUUUCUUAAAGAACUCUUCAGUCUGAAGAUGAAGACAGAGAGUUGAGACUGCAGAUGAAUCAAAAGACCUUUGAAAACCUCCUGCUGUCAGUUACAUGUUUGUUAUUUCUCCUGUUGGUUUCCUGGUUAAAGCUGCUGAAUAAUUUCACCGCCGAACGUCGACUUCAUGCAAAUUAUUUUCACCAUCAAAAGAUGUGGACUCUGCUAUGAAUCAGUGUGAGGACAAAAAGGAGGGAGCUCCUCCCUCUAAAACCACUCUGUGCGGGAAACAUGACAGCAAGACCAAAGCUCAGAGACCGGACUCUCCUGUAUCAACCUGUGAAUCCACAAAGAGUGACCGUUCUAAGGGUCGACCUUUUGACUUCAAACAUGGACAGCAGUCUGAUGACCAAAGCUGUGUGUCCAUUAAAAGUGACCGGUCUAAGGGUCGACCUUUUGACUUCAGACAUGGACAGCAGUCUGAUGAACCUGUGAGGAUCAAACCACAGAAGCAAGACUUGUCUUUUCCCAGCUGUGUGUCCAUGAAGAGUGACCGGUCUAAGGGUCGACCUUUUGACUUUAAACAUGGACCGAAGUCUGAUGAUCAAAAGAUCCCUCAGCAGAGAGCAGAUCCCUCUGGAAUCAGCUGUGUGUCCAUGAAGAGUGACCGGUCUAAGGGUCGACCUUUUGACUUUAAACAUGGACAGAAGUCUGAUGAUCAAAAGAUCCCUCAGCAGAGACCAGAUCCCUCUGGAAUCACCUGUGUGUCCAUGAAGAGUGAUCGGUCUAAGGGUCGACCUUUUGACUUCAGACAUGGACAGACAUCUGCUGAUCCAGAGAUCCCUCAGCAGAGACCAGAUCCCUCUGGAAUCACCUGUGUGUCCAUGAAGAGUGACCGGUCUAAGGGUCGACCUUUUGACUUCAGACAUGGACAGACAUCUGCUGAUCCAGAGAUCCCUCAGCAGAGACCAGAUCCCUCUGGAAUCACCUGUGUGUCCAUGAAGAGUGACCGGUCUAAGGGUCGACCUUUUGACUUCAGACAUGGACAGACAUCUGCUGAUCCAGAGAUCCCUCAGCAGAGACCAGAUCCCUCUGGAAUCACCUGUGUGUCCAUGAAGAGUGACCGGUCUAAGGGUCGACCUUUUGACUUCAGACAUGGACAGACAUCUGCUGAUCCAGAACUUCAGCAGCAGAGCUCAGAUGUUUCUAGUGGUCAGUCUGACCCGCAGCAUCAAACUGACCUGGACUCUAUAUUCAUGGUGCUUGAGGAGAACAUUGUUAGUUUUGUGAAGAAUGAACUGAAGAAAUUCCAGAAGGUUCUGAGUCCAGAUUACCAAGAAUGCUCAAAGAAACAUAGGGAAGGUGAGGAGGUGGUGGAUGGCAAGGAAGAAGAAAAAAUGAAGAGCAGCAGAGAGGCAUUUCUGAAGAUUACACUGCACUUCCUGAGGAGAAUGAAUCACAAGGAGCUGGCUGACUGUUUGCAGAAAAGAACUGGCGCUGGAGCUCUCUUAUGCCAGACUAAAAUAAAGUCUGAUCUAAAGAGGAAGUUUCAAUGUCUCUUUGAGGGGAUUGCCAAAGCAGGAAACCCAACCCUUCUGAAUCAGAUCUACACAGAGAUCUUCAUCAAAGGAGGUGGGACUGCAGAGGUUAAUGAUGAACAUGAAGUCAGACAGAUUGAAACAGCAUCCAGGAAACCAGACAGACCUGAAACAACAAUCAGACAUGAAGAUAUCUUUAAAACCCCACCUGGAAGAGAUGAACCAAUCAGAACAGUGAUGACAAAGGGAGUGGCUGGCAUUGGGAAAACAGUCUUAACACAGAAGUUCACUCUGGACUGGGCUGAAGACAAAGCCAACCAGGACAUCCAGUUCACAUUUCCAUUCACCUUCAGAGAGUUGAAUGUGCUGAAAGAGAAACAGUACAGCUUGGUGGAACUUGUUCAUCACUUCUUUAAACACUUUAAAGAAACAGAAGAAGCAGGAAUCUGCAGGUUUGAAGAGUUCCAGGUUGUGUUCAUCUUUGACGGUCUGGAUGAGUGUCGACUUCCUCUGGACUUCCAAAACACUGAGAUCCUGACUGAUGUUACAGAGUCCACCUCAGUGGGUGUGCUGCUGACAAACCUCAUCAGGGGGAAUCUGCUUCCCUCUGCUCGCCUCUGGAUAACCACACGACCUGCAGCAGCCAAUUUGAUCCCUCCUGAGUGUGUUGACAUGGUGACAGAGGUCAGAGGGUUCAAUGACCCACAGAAAGAGGAGUACUUCAGGAAGAGAUUCAGAGAUGAAGAGCAGGCCAACAGAAUCAUCUCCCAUGUUAAAGCAUCACGAAGUCUCCACAUUAUGUGCCACAUCCCAGUCUUCUGCUGGAUCACUGCUACAGUUCUGGAGAACGUGCUGAAGACCAGAGAAGGAGGAGAGCUGCCCAAGACCCUGACUGAGAUGUACAUUCACUUACUGGUGGUUCAGUCCAAACGAAAGAGCAUCAAGUAUGAUGGAGGAGCUGAGAUAGACCCGCACUGGAAUGAAGAGACCAGAAAGAUGAUCAAGUCUCUGGGAAAACUGGCUUUUGAGCAACUGCAGAAAGGCAACCUGAUCUUCUAUGAAUCAGACCUGACAGAGUGUGGCAUCGAUAUCAGAGCAGCCUCAGUGUACUCAGGAGUGUUCACACAGAUCUUCAAAGAGGAGAGAGGACUGUACCAGGACAAGGUGUUCUGCUUCGUCCAUCUGAGUGUUCAGGAGUUUCUAGCUGCUCUUCAUGUACAUCUGACAUUCAUCAACUCUGGUGUCAAUCUGCUGUCAGAAGAAGAAACAAUGUCCCGGCUGCCUAAAGUCUUCAGAGACAAACCUAAACCAACACAUCUCUACCACUGUGCAGUGGACAAGGCCUUAGAGAGUCCAAAUGGACACCUGGACUUGUUCCUACGCUUCCUCCUGGGUCUUUCACUGCAGACCAAUCAGACUCUUCUACGAGGUCUGCUGAAACAGGCAGGAAGUAGCUCAGAGAUCAAUCAGAAGACAGCCAAGUACAUCAAGAAGAAGAUCAGUGAGAAUCUCUCUGCAGAGAGAAGCAUCAAUCUGUUCCACUGUCUGAAUGAACUAAAUGAUCAUUCUCUAGUUGAGGAGAUCCAACAAUACCUGGGUUCAGGAAGUCUCUCCACAGAUAAACUUUCUCCUACUCAGUGGUCAGCUCUGGUCUUCAUCUUACUGUCAUCAGAAAAAGAUCUGGACGUGUUUGACCUGAAGAAAUACUCUGCUUCAGAGGAGGCUCUUCUGAGGCUGCUGCCAGUGGUCAAAGCCUCCAACAAAGCUCUGCUGAGUGGUUGUAAUGUGUCUGGGAGAGGCUGUGAAGCUCUGUCUUCAGUUCUCAGCUCUGAGUCCUCCUGUCUCAGAGAACUGGACCUGAGUAACAACAACCUGCAGGAUUCAGGGUUGAACCUCCUGUCUGCUGGACUGGAUAGUCCACACUGUACACUGGAAACUCUCAGGCUGGGUUUGUGUAAACUGUCAUGGCGAAGCUGUGAAGCUCUUUCCUCAGUCCUCAGCUCUGAGUCCUCUAGUCUGAGAGAGCUUGACCUGAGUAACAACGACCUGCAGGACUCAGGAUUAAAGCAGUUGUCAACUGGACUUCAAAGUCCACUUUGUACACUGGAAACUCUAAGUGUGUCAGGCUGUCUGAUAAAAGAGGAAGGCUGUAGUUCUCUGGCCUCAGCUCUGAGCUUCAACCCCUCCCAUCUGAGAGAGCUGGACAUGAGCUACAAUCAUCCAGGAGUGUCAGGGGUAAAGCUUCUGUCUGCUAGACUAGAGGAUCCAAUCUGGAGGUUGGACACUCUCAGGGUGGACCAUGGUGGACAGCAGUGGUUAAAACCUGGUCUGAGGAAAUAUGCCUGUGAACUCAUACUGGACACAAACACAGCGCACAAAAAGCUCAAACUGUCUGAAAACAACAGGAAGGUGACACUAUCAGGAGAGAAAGAACGGCCUUAUCCUAACCAUGCAGACAGAUUUGACCGUUGCAGUCAGAUUCUGUGUAGCAAUGGUCUGACUGGUCGCUGUUACUGGGAGGUCGAGAGGAGAGGAGACAUUGAUGUAGCAGUGAGUUACAGUGGAAUCAGAAGGAAAGGAGAGGGCUCUGACUGCAGGUUUGGAAGGAACGAUCAGUCAUGGAGUCUAAACUGCUGUGAUGGUCGUUACUCUGUCUGGCACAUCAACAAGGAAACAGUCCUCCCUUUCUCUUCCUCCUCUGUCUCUAACAGAGUAGCAGUGUAUGUGGACUGUCCUGCCGGCACUCUGUCCUUCUACACAGUCUCCUCUGACACACCGAUCCACCUCCACACCUUCAACACCACAUUCACAGAGCCUCUUUAUCCUGGGUUUGGAUUUGGGUUUGGUUUUGGGGUGGAGUCUUUGAUGCUGUCACUGGACUCCGCAGUGUCUCUGUGUUCAUUGUAGGACAGAAGAGAAACACUAAUAUUGCUGUCUUCUGGAGGAAAUGCAAUGCCACAUGAAUUACUCUCUAAUCUUGAGUGAUUGAUCUGGAAAAAACUAAACCCUGUGUCAUAUCAUCACACAUUUUUCUUAAAACAAUUUCCCAAUACAUUUACAAAAUUCAUCUAUUGUUAGGUAGUCUAUAUCCACAACCUUCCUCUUCCAGGAUUGCCACGGUGCCACUGGAAAUUCCGCCGUAUGUCCUUUUUUGGACCGAUUUCUAUCACCUUCCUCUUUUUUUGUGUGUUGGCUGAGUACUAUGGUUAACUGCUCCUCAGAUCUCUGCAGGGUAAAUCCAGACAGCUAGCUAGACUAUCUGUCCAAUCUGAGUUUUUUUGUUGCAUGACUAAAACUACUUUUGAACGUACACCUGUUCCACCAAAACAAGUUCCUUCCCGAGGCUAUUUAGCAGAGGCACCGGGGCUCCAUGCAGCGCUUAGUGCCACCCAUGACGAUUGUGAUUGGUUUAAAGGUCCUAUGACAUGAUGCUUUUUGGAUGCUUUUAUAUAGGCCUUAGUGG
Molecule: messenger RNA, 5043 nt
Organism: Perca fluviatilis (European perch)
Lineage: Eukaryota; Metazoa; Chordata; Actinopteri; Perciformes; Percidae
Product: NACHT, LRR and PYD domains-containing protein 3-like
Exons: 18
Coding region: 270-4487 (1405 amino acids)
Molecular function (GO): protein binding
Source: RefSeq, a predicted model, not a curated record